AAAUUUUAAAAAUUCUCAUUUCGAAUUCUAGUGUAAUUAAUUUGGAAUUAUAUAAUGUAAAUAAAUAUAAUAUAAACAAAAACAAAGAUUUAGAUUUAGAAAUUUUAUAAUCGCGAAUAAUUAAAUUUAAAUUUAUAAGUGUCAAAAGAAUCACUAACUCAAUAUCGUGAUGUGACACUUUGCAAACGAUAAACCAAAAGCGUCAGAUCGCAUCACAUCAAUGACGUGAAGUUAUUGUGAGUAUUUUAUUGUGAAAAUGGCUGACACCGAACUUAUUCUGAAAAUAAUAAAUGCUGUAAAGCAACAUGAUUGUUUAUGGAAUGUGCACUCUUCAGAAUAUGCUAAGCGAGACAAAUUAGAAAAAGCUUGGCAUGAAGUUUCUGUUAAUGUGGGCAGACCAGACGUUUUUUGUCGCGAAAAAUGGAGAAAUGUUCGUACUGGCUUCCUACGCAGCAUUCAAUAUAAUACUAAUAUUCGCAGCGACUAUGGUGAUAGUACCGAAGAUUUACCCACACCUCGUCGCAAACGUUUCUAUUUGUACGAUGAAAUGAAAUUCAUUUUACCGUCAACGGAAACUAUAGGACAAACCAAAAAGAGACGAAAACACUCCCGAGCAACAAAAACCAGAAUUUCUCUUGAAGAUCCUAGUGGAGAUAAUGGCGAUACCUCCAACAUACCUACAAGCUUCACUACUACUGAUGAUACUAAGCACUACAACAACAAUGACACCAAUCAAAACACAAAUGUUGCUUAUCCAGAAAUAUUAAAUGAACUCCAACUCACCGCUAACUCUUCUAAGUCAUUAACUCGGCAAUCUGAUGUGGGCAUUACAAUGAAAGUGAAUCAACAAUCGCCGCCAUUAAGGGUGGAUGAAGAAAAAUCUGAGCAAAUGAAGCACGAAGCAUCUUUAAAUGUUUCAUCAGGUGCAACAAAAUGUGAAGUUGGAAAUAAUACUAUUCUUGGAGAGUCGUUCAACGUCAGCACAAAUCGUGGUGAAUGUGACAAUCGCGAUGAGGAACAGCUGCUUGCAUUUUUCCGUGGCAAUAUCGAUGAUAUACUGUCACUUCCUCGACAUAAGCAACGCUUGUUUAAGCGACGCAUGCUGGAACUAAUAGAUGAUCUACAUCGACCGGAAAAUGGUAUUUCUAACCGUUAUUGUUCGUGACCAUGAAAUGUAAGAUAAACAUUUAGUCAUUUUGUAAUCGUAAUUAUCCAUGCAGAAAAUACAUUCCGACUUUGUGGAAAGAAACAGUUGUAACUGAUAAAAGUUGUUUCGAGAUUUGUUCAGAUAUGCCUAAAUUAGAUAUUUAAAAACACCAUUCACCAAAUCGAAUUACAAACAACCUUUUUUCCUCUGAGUAUACAUAUAUCAUAACACCAUAAAUCAUUUCGUUUAAAUCAUUUUAUUAAUUUAUAUUAUACAAGCUAUAAAUACAGUUAUCAAUAUUACAGUAUUUAUUUCUAAAAUGCGAAUUCAUUCAAUUUUUUGCUUUGCAAUAUUUUUUAUUAAUGAAAUUGUGUUUUAUUUGAACAUGUCGAUCUAAGCUUAUCUAGUCGUGCACUGGAUAACAAAAUCAAAUUACUUAAAAUUAUAAGCGCUACGUUCAAUGGCAAAUCAAUAUAUACUAGAUAUCAAAGGAUCGUGGAAAAAUUAAUACACAUAUAUGUAAAGGGUACCAACGGUGGUUUUCAAUUAGAUUACAUAAAUAAUCACAUUUACAAUCAAUAGCUUUUGUAAAUGUAUUGAAUAUUUCAAAAAUUACCUUCGUAUAUAGUAAAUGCUUGAUAAUAUUGCCCAUGUUCAUUGCAAACAAUUGAAAUUUAAAAGAAACAUCUGCAAAUGUGUGUUGGAUCUAGAACCAAGCUAGAUAGAAAGCGUCCCUGCAUACUUCUCAGUUUGAUUUAAUAUAUUAUUUGUAAAUUUCGUAUGAUAAACAGCUUUGCCAAUCAAAUUGCUAAUCGAUUAAUUGCCCUAACGAAUAGAGUGCUGUAUUGUGAUGACCUUUGGCUUGAUGAUGCUAUUACUUCAGCUGUGACUCUCUCUUCUCCAUCCAUCUUUCUGGUUUUUCGUUCAGGGUUAACAAGUUAUAUACACGUGCGGAGCUUUUACUGAUUUUUCAAAUAAGCAGUCAAUGAAUCUAGAUCACGGUUCAACCAGUUGGCGUUAAGGCGAAUA
This is a messenger RNA of Zeugodacus cucurbitae (melon fly), 2176 nucleotides long. RefSeq lists its product as uncharacterized. The record is from RefSeq and is a predicted model, not a curated record. Gene Ontology annotation, cellular component: transcription regulator complex; nucleus. The transcript is spliced from 2 exons. The coding region runs from base 257 to 1165 and encodes 302 amino acids. Gene Ontology annotation, biological process: regulation of transcription by RNA polymerase II. NCBI's taxonomy places the organism in Eukaryota, Metazoa, Arthropoda, Insecta, Diptera, Tephritidae.